AUGUGGCUCUUCCGAGUCUUCUCGUCGGCCGUCUUCCUCGCCGUGGUCGUCUCCUCCAUCCCGCUGGCCUUCGACGUGGGAGGCAAAGUAUGCGGUCUGGCCUUCUCGCUUUCCCUCGCCGCCUUCUACUUCCUGUUCUCGCUGCUGAAGCUCUCCACCCCCGAGCGCUCGUGGUUCCGGUCGUCCCUGGUCGUCGUGAUCAGCUCUACCCAAUGGAUCUUGAUCCCAAUCCUCUUGAUCUGGUCUCUGAAUCGCUUCUCGGUCGAUGCGGAUAGUAGCGGUGGGUGGGUGGAGCGUACUUUCAGUGGGAAGAGAGCGGCCGAUGGCUCGAUCCAGGAGUGGCUCUUUGGUCGCGAUGGUCUGGUGGAAAUGGUGACCCUGGGCAACUGGGAUCGACUGCUGCGCUGGUCCACCCCCGUGUUCCAGCUCGCAGAGGGCUUCUGCAGUUUGCUGGUCAUCCAGGCCGCUGGCCAAAUCACCCGGUGGCUUGUGAAUCGAGGCGGGCGAAGCGACAGCUGGAUGAUUGGACUCCUCGUUCUCUCCGCGACGGUCAUCUCCAGCUCUGUGUACUUCCUGUGGCGCGUCCUCCAGUUCCCCGAGAUUUCCAACGUGGAUGCGGCCCUGAUCGGGGUCUCCGUCACAUGUGCCGUCAUCCUGUGCGCCUGGGGUAUUGGUAGUGGGCGCGGCAACCCCGUGGAGAGCUCUCUGCUCUUUGCCUACAUCGUCCUCUGCAUCUACCAGAUCUUUACGGACUAUCAGCCUUCACAUCCUGUGGAGCAGAUCCCCUCGCCUACGCAGGCGGGUGAUUUCCCGCCGCUCCCUCCGAUUAUCAUGGCAUCCUACACCACCCUCAUGCAUGCGCUGUCUUUGCUGCCCUCGAUUAUCCACGCGGCAUUCAACGUGAUCACAGCCGUCUUCAGCGCUGUUACCCCCUCUGUCCUGAUCUCGCUCGCGUACCGGUUACUCGUGCUAUACGCGUCGACGCGCAUUAUCCCCGCCGUACGGGAAUCUGGAGCCCGUGCCCUCUCACAAGAGGCCUCUCUGGAUGAUUCCGACGCGGCUGGCCAGCUUCUGGGCAUCCUGAGCUAUUUCUCCCCGUCCAUCCUCAUUUCCGUUUACACCAGUCUUCUGAUGCAACAUUUCUCGUCCACGUCCCAAGCGAUGGGCGGUAGCGGCGAGUGGUGGAGUAGCCAAGGAGGCGGCGGGGGCAAUCUUUGGAGAUGGAUCAAUCUCGCUUGCACCAUGGCACUCUAUGCAGUUGAACUCUGGCUCGGCGAGCAUGACGAUAUCGACAAUGGUCUGGCCGGGCACUGGAAGACCGACUGA
Molecule: messenger RNA, 1326 nt
Organism: Penicillium canariense
Lineage: Eukaryota; Fungi; Ascomycota; Eurotiomycetes; Eurotiales; Aspergillaceae
Product: ICE2 family protein
Exons: 2
Coding region: 1-1326 (441 amino acids)
Biological process (GO): endoplasmic reticulum inheritance; septin ring assembly
Cellular component (GO): cortical endoplasmic reticulum; endoplasmic reticulum membrane; perinuclear endoplasmic reticulum
Source: RefSeq, a predicted model, not a curated record